Effrenium voratum is the source of this 1769-nucleotide messenger RNA. The record is from the annotation of a GenBank genome assembly. Lineage: Eukaryota; Dinophyceae; Suessiales; Symbiodiniaceae.
AGUCUCCUCUUGGCUCAAGCCCUCGAAGAAAAAACGCGAAAGCACCGAAACCGCCCGAGCUCGACUGAAACCGCCAUGGAGAGACCUCACGUUGUCUUCAUGAACGUACCGGCCACGGGUCACAUGAACCCCACCCUGGCGCUGGUGCGCGAGCUCAGGGACAAGGAGGUGCCGGUGACCUACUUUGUGCACGAGACGAUGCGCGAGGUUGUGGAGGCCAACGGCGCCCAGUGGCGGGCCAUGCAGGAUCCGACGGAACUCACCGACGAGCAGCUGGCCCGGUACGUGCCGGAGGCGCAGCCGGAGGGCAAGGAGUUCCCCUGCAGCCUGAUGGUCCAUGCCGCAUCCAGCCUCCCGGCCAUCCUGGAGGCCCUGAAGGGGCUACAGCCACCGCCCAGCGUCCUUGCCCCUCGCCUACGUGGCGGCGCGGUAUCUGCAGGUGCCCUCAGUGGCCACGGUGACCAUCACGGGCCCGGGGGUGCUGGAGAUGCCUCUGGUGGUGCGGCAGAGCUGGGAGGCGAACCUCGCGGUCCAGCGGGCCAGCGAGGAGAUCAAGGCGAAGUACGGGAUCGACGUCUUUGAGCAUGCCGCCAUGAUGGAAUUCUACUCCCCUGCAGGACCUGAACAUCGUCACCACCGUGGACUCCUUGUUCUCCCCCCCGAAGCUCGAGAUGCAGCUGCAGCGCUUCGGGCAGGUGCCCUUCCGCUGCGUGGGGCCCUUGGUGAACCAGAAGGGCCCGCGCAUCAGCAACGUGGAGAUCAAGGAGCAGCCAGCACUGCCCUGGGACCAGAUCGACACCUCCAAGCCCCUGGUGUUCUUGUCCUUGGGCACCGUGGCCAACAGCCACUUCUGGACCAACAAGUUCGGGCACCAGGCGAGCUCCAACGGGGUGCAGGACCUCACCGGCAAGGAGUUCAUCCAGCUGGUCUUCCGCACCGCCUUCGAGGCCUUCGAAGAUGAGGAGGUCUUUGUGGUCAUGGCGCUGGGCCCGAAGGAGGACGCGCUCGAGGGCCUGGAGAAGCAGCCGCCGCAGAACUUCCUGCUGCAGAAGUCGGUGCCGCAGCUGGAGGUCUUGGCCAAGUGCCAGGCCUUCGUAACUCACGGGGGUGCCAACUCCAUGCACGAGGCCCUGGGCUUUGGCGUGCCCAUGGCCGUGGUGCCCAUCUUUGGGGAUCAGCCCUCCAACGCGGAGGCGGUGGCCAAAGCCGGGUGCGGCGUCUCCUUCAAAGAGCCUCUGAAGACUCUCAGCCCCCAGUCGCUGCGUGCGGCGGUGCGGCAGCUGAUCGCCCCAGACAGCGCCUUCCUCGCGAGCUGCGCCAAGCUCCGGAAGCAGAUGGCGCAGGCGGGGGGCGCGGGCAAGGCGGCUGAGCUGGUGCUGGCGGCGGGGUGCGCGCCGAGCUCCAAGCUGGGCGGCGCCUGAGCUGGCGAAGUGAUUUGGCAGGGUCUGGGUUGCUUGGUGACUUUUCCUGGAGCCAAGAGUUGCACAAAGCGGCCUUGCUGCUGGGCGAGCCGUGUUUUUUUUCUUAUUGCACUUGUACAGCGUGCGAUGCCUUGCACAGAGGCCGGCAGGUUCCCUGGAUUGUGCAGCCGAACAUGCGGCGCGCAUGCAGACGUGAGCGCGGGCCAGUAAGCAGCCAGGGCUGCUUCUGAAUUCGACACACUUCGAUUGCGGGCCUUCAGCUACAGAGCUGAGCCUAAGCAUCAGCAACCGAAUCAUUUCUCGCUGGUCACGCAAGCUGACUUGUAAAGAGCUCAGGGAAUGGUUCCG